AGUACGAAACUCAAGUUAUGAGUGAUGUGUUGCCAUGUUUGAGCCGCGGAAGUAUGCCGAGUGGCUUCACAGCGAAGUCUUCCAACCUGUCAUCGUGGUGAUUGGCACUGCGCAAGCAAAAACUCGUGUCAAAGAGGUGAAUGGCCUGUCUUUGGCUGAACUUUUUGCUCCGUUCGGUGGACAUUCUCAAUACGGAAUCUCUGUGUCAGUCCAAUCUUUGGAGCGGCAGAUCACCAUCGACAACCUCCGAGUUCAUUUCACAGAUGCAGACGCGGCUCUGCAGCUCAGUGCACUCCAAGCUGAUCAGCUAGCUGCUUGGACCGUGGAGUCCAGCGCGCUUGAAAACGCUUCACGCCAAAAGGCUUUAGAACCACCCAGCCCUUGGUAUGAGCAAUGGCGCAGUGCCUUGUUUAGAUCUUUGCGUUGGUCAGACCACGAAGGCUUAGAUCAACCUACAGCAGCAAUGCUAGUGGUCAUGUCCAAAGAAGCAGAACCUGCCAUGCUUUUGGAGCAACUGCUGCAUGCUUCCAACAUGCCGCCACUAUGUACUCAGGGAAUUCUGGAUCCCGUCCCAUCAAGAGUUGCAGUUCUUUUGCACGACGUCUCUGAUCCAGAAAGUCCAAAUGAAGAUGAACUCACCCAGAAACUGACAGAUCUCAAGACUCGCUUUGCUCCGAAUCAAGUCUAUGUACUGCAGAUCAACCGUGGUUCCGCCGAAGUGGAGCCAGAGAUAGAGGAGCUUUUUCGAAACUUUUCUUCCAACCGUCAUGCGCCUCCACCGCCACCCGCUCCAAAUGAGGGCGCAGCCUGCGCCGCGUCUCCAGGAAGCAGACUGUCUUCAGAUGACGUGAAGUCCGUGGCGCAGGUUGUUGCGGAAGUCGUCGUGAGGAGUGCCGUGCCGUGGAUGGAGAAGCAACUGCAGCAGCUGGAGGCGCAGAUCUCUCAGACUCGCAAGGGCUUCCGAAAUCAACUGAAGUACCUUUGGCGAAAGCCUCGUGAAGCCAAUGAACGAGGGGAAGUUGUGCAGGAGGAUUCUGGAGCUUACCCAUUGCACUCUGUGGAAGGGCAGAUGAGGUUGGCGGGAGAUAUAUCCUUCCAUCUGAGAGACUACGAGGUUGCACUUGGCUACUAUCGCAAUGUUGUCAGUGACUUCAAGCAGGACCGGAGUUGGAAGCACGCUGCUGGAGCUUACGAGAUGUGGGGCCUUUGCACCUAUAUCACCAACGGAGCCAGAAGUGCACCUGGCCUUAACUCUCUCAGUGCCACCUGCCUGCCACAUGCCUUGGCCACUCAUUUUUGUGAGACCCUUUCCUGGGUCCUGACUGUGAACGAGGAGCGGAAUCGCUGCAUGGAAAGUGCCUAUGAACAUUAUUUGCAAGCAUCCUCCAGCAGAUUGGCGAUGCGAGCGGUGGUCCUGCACCAGGCCAUGGUCUCGGAUCUCAAGGAUGCCGCUCUGCGCCUUAUGAAGGUGAAUGGAGAUCUAGCUGAUAGCAACUUGAGGAAUGCCCUCAUUCUGGAGCAGGCGGGGCAGCUGUACUACACCUGUGCUGCUCCUAGGAAAGGCGCCUUCCAUCUUGUCCUGGCGGGUCAUACCUACAACAAGCUCGGCUUCAAGCGGCUUGCACUCUUCAGCUACCAAGCGGUGGUUGACUUGUACCUGGGAAAGGGUUGGUUCCACAUCUCUGAUCACUUUCACUUUACUAUGGCACGCCAAGCGAAUCGAUUGGGGCUGAAAGACGAGUCCCUCUCACACUUCCUCGAGCUCCUGAAUUCCUUUGCGGAUGCUGAUAAAAAGAUUGGUAUCCAGGCAGAGCGGGAGAAUACCUACAUUGAGGAGUUCCUUUAUGUGAUCAAGGAUUGGGUUCACAAGCGGUGUGGCGAAGGGGAGACCAAGACAAUUGACCUUCAGAUUCCUCGCAUUCAACCUGAAGUACGGGUUCGAUUGCUGGAUGAUGUGGAGUGCUCCAGAGAGGCCAUGUCUCCGAAGAACGGAGAUGAGGUUGCGGCAGCACCCUGGGAUGCUCUUGGAGAGAAGAUGCUGGGCAUCACCACAGAGGACCGCUUGGAAUUAAAUUGGCGACAAAGGUCAGAUCCCCGUAUUUUUGACACUUUGCGUCGAGUCACCACAGUUGGUGCCGAGGUGGUGGUAGAAGUUACCUUGACGAACCCUAUGAGGGUGAAGUGGGAGAUGGCCGCCGUCCGUUUGAGGGGUCAACUCCAGAGUACUGAUGGUGUCGCUGAGGAAGUGGUCUUCGCGUCUCAGGACGUGACGUUAGCUCCGCUGGAGUCAAGGACCAUCAAGCUCAUGGCUGUUCCACAGAAAGAGGGAUUGCUGCAGAUUCAGAGUGUCACAUGGAAUCUUUUCGAUUGCCGACAGGUGAUUUGUGAUCGCCCAUUCCAGCUUAAAGGACGGCGCCUUCGAAACACGCUGGAGCAACGCGCAUCCAAGAGUGGCGUCUAUAGUGGUGACUUGCGCUUGGAGCUCAAGGUUCGAUCGAAGAAGCCUCGUUUGUCCGCCCAACUUCAAGGCUUGCAGCUGAUCGAGCUGGAGGGUGUGACGCGAGUCCCUCGCUUGUUGCAAGGUGAACUUCACAAGUGCAGUUUGGUCAUCAGUACAGAAACGGAUUGCCCAUUGGCAUUUCUGCAUGUGGCGGCGUCCUAUCCCGGUGUUGCCCUCGAUGCUCCUGAAGGAUAUGAGGGGCUUGAGGUGGACUUCAGGGAAGAGGGCCUGCGACUACACGGCACUUUCCCUCGAGAGCUGCGGGUGCCGGUUCUGGUGUGCAUCAAUGCCAGUGGCUUGCAUUCUGUGCGGUUACUGGUAUUAGCGGAGGCUCUCGGUGAUGGACCCAAGAGCGAGCAAAGGCAAUGGAUCACCUUGGAGGAGCAGAUUCGCGUGGAGCCUGCCCUCUCCAUGACUGCAAGGCCAAGCCCCUCAUAUGCAGCAGAUGGCCGGAUUCUUUUCAGCUGCCAUUUGGAGAAUCGAGCUGCAGAAGCUCUUCAGGUGCAGCGUGUGCUGUGCUACUCUGGAAGCUCUGGAAGCUCUCAGCUUCCAUUCCAGGCGAGCUCCCAAGGCGGGGAGAUCGUGAUCCAGCCUGGCCAGAAUGCUCAACUUCUUUACACGCUCCAAUGGCCUUGUGAGCAGAUUCCCGCAGCACAGUCGACAAGGUCACGCCUGUUGCAAGCGAACCGUGCAGCGCACCUGGCGCUGAGUGCUGCCUCGAAGCGGAGCUCAAGACGCGAGAAGGAACCUUUGCAGAUGGCGCCUCCGGUUGAUUUGGUAGUUCAGUGGCGACAAGGAGAUCGUGCCGGCGAGGCUUGUGCUCUCCAGGUGCCACUGGAACGUCCUGAGGCUCCUCCAUGCCCAUUAGAUCUUCAUUUGCUAGCUCCAGAAGUUGCAGAGAUGGAAGCGGAUUUAAUGGUUCCCGUGACGGUCCGGAUUCGCAACGCGUCUUUGGCUGGUUCUGUUUCAUUCUACUUUGUAGCGGAGUCCACUGCAGACAUUGCCUGGAUUGGAUGUGAACGAUCAGAGAUCAUCAGUUUACCUCCAAACACCAGCCACUCUGCCACCCUCCAUGCGUACUUUGCACAACCAGGCGUCUACAACCUGAAUCGAUUUCGUCUUUUCGUAGUGGGCAUGCCUUCUGGCUCUGUCCCUGCGUCCGAGCAGGCUCCGCUGGCCUUUGCAGUGCCUUUUGAGCGGCUGCUCCACGUGACAGCGGGUGCCGAAAAGAUUCGAGGGUCCAUGAAGCAUGUUGAACAUGAGCGGCGUUUAGAUAUUUUGUGAUGGACAACUUGUCAAGUCUUGCUAUUGUGCUACACCCAACCAACACAGCAAAGUUAAACUUGUUGCUCUUACAGUUACAGUAAGGCU
Messenger RNA from Durusdinium trenchii, 3871 nucleotides. The record is from the annotation of a GenBank genome assembly. NCBI's taxonomy places the organism in Eukaryota, Dinophyceae, Suessiales, Symbiodiniaceae.